This is a messenger RNA of Coregonus sp. 'balchen', 5386 nucleotides long. The record is from the annotation of a GenBank genome assembly. Lineage: Eukaryota; Metazoa; Chordata; Actinopteri; Salmoniformes; Salmonidae.
AAAAAUUCCCCACUACCAAUUCCAACAUGGCUGCGAUCAGGAGUGGGGUGACUCCGGGUUGUCUAACGAGAUGUUUUUUAAGACCAAGUGGAAUACCAAGUGCAGGCAACCCUUCAUUUACAGAGAGAUGGAACCAGGUUUGACUUGUGCUCUUGAAUUCGUGUGUUUGUCUGGCAGCAAGCAGUAACAGUGAUUCUAAACAGCACGCCAAGCGCAUGCCUGUGACUUUGAAAAUGUCCAGCUAACGUUAGCUAGUUAGCAAGUGAAUUAGCAUUCGUAUCAAAAUCUAGCUACAUGCUUCACACAAGAAUCAGGAUAAAAGGUUGUUCGCAUGUAUGCAUACAAAAUUGUUGAUAGCUGUUCGGGUCACCUGUCUAACAUACACAAUUUGACAUGUCCAGACAGUCAAUUAUGACAUGCUAGCUAGUUAUCUGGUAGCAACGUUAGCAUUCCCAUUUCAGCCAGUAACUAGCUAGCUGUCUACGAACGAUACAGCCUUGAUAACACCUACCAAUGAUAUGUAAACAUGUUAAUGACAAGCAAGCAAUAACGUUGUGUAUGAGCCUUCAUCAGCCACCAAGUCAACAUAUUUCUUGAGAUUUGUGUUACAAACCACAAUACAGCUUUCUUGGCUAGAAAUAUGUAAGUCUAUUGACUCUGGUGCAAUUGCUGCUGCAUUGUCAAAGACAACCUAUCCUGCAAUAAGCCACACAGUAAAGUGUACCAGAAAGUAGUAGUGUAUCUUCAUCUGAGGAUUGUAACAUGCAGUUGUUGUUAAUGUACUGUAGUUCAUUGUAGGCCAUUCAUGUUAUUGUGCCCCCCUUCUAAACAGAGGUUUCUACAGAGAUCCCAUCUUCACACAGUAGUAGAAUGCAGGAGUCCUACAACUAGAGCUGUUCUCGGUCGACGCCACAAUGGAAGGUUAUUAUUGGUCAGUGCGGUGUCCGUCAGGCACAACAGCUCACAGGUGAGUCAGUGUCAAUCUACAAUAAUAUAAUAAAAUAACAUGCCAUUUAGCAGACGCUUUUAUCCAAAGCGACUUACAGUCAUGCGUGCAUACAUUUUUGUGUAUGGGUGGUCCCGGGGAUCGAACCCACUACCUUGGCGUUACAAGCGCCGUGCACAUACAGUGGUGGCGUUCCUGCCUGACUACAUUACAGACGUUGCUUUACAUCAACAAAUGGUUGUGUGCAACGUCAUUGACUGCAGUCGGGCAUCACGUUGCUAUAUCAUAUGAUGUGGAAAGCUGAGAGUUUAAACACCUAUUCAAGCGUUGUGAGAUCUGGCAGGCGUCUGCAAUGUAGUCAGGCAGGAACAACACCAGUGAAGUAUUUUAGAACAUUACACCAGAGGAUGCUCUGGUUGUUACACCUUGAUAAAUUGCCUGGAGAGUUUAUGCAUUUGGUCAAAAUCCAAGACACUUCCUCUGGGAUAAUAGUUUGUUCUGUCCUUUUGGAAAUCCUUCUACCUGAUGUGUGAAAGAGAUGAUUACCACCAUAUAAAAUAAAAGCUAUGUUAUAUUUUCAGAUCACAAGUGAAAGUAUUCCUACGGCAACUCCAGUGCUGGAAGCAUCCAUUGCCAGCCCUGUCGUCGUUGACCCCGCGCCUAUAAUCACGCAGCCAAUCGCCGACCAGGUGUUAGAGGCUGCACCAACCGCAGUGGAUGUUCUGCAGGGGGCGGGAGCAGAGCUGAGCCUAUCAGAGCUGGGCCUUGGGAGCGCCACUCCUGUUGGCCUGGUCCAGAACCUACUGGAGUUCAUGCAUGUGGACAUUGGGAUGCCGUGGUGGGGAGCCAUUGUUGUAGGUGAGGCACCCUCAUCCUCAGAACUCCCACUGUGCUUUGCCUCAACAUGUCUAGCUUAUUAAAAGUCACUAGACUUCAGUCCGCUAUUCACAGAGAGAUAUUUGGUUGUAAGAGGCUUUUGGUAUAUAUUCAGAGUUUUCUUAUGUCAAUUUUUCUUUCUCUCCUACAAACACACUAAAACACACACACCCACACCCCAGGCACAGUGCUGGCUCGCAUCAUGGUGUUCCCGGUCAUUGUGAAGGGUCAGAGGGAGGCAGCUAAGCUGAACAACGUUAUGCCAGAGAUGACUAAACUCACCAACAAGAUGAACGAGGCCAAACAGAGCGGAAACAAGUUUGACUGUUAGUCUUCUCUCUUUCUUUCCUCAACUCAUUGUGUUUAUCCACUAUGUAACUCCUCCUUUCAUGUCAUAUUGCAACUCAAUAUCAGGUUUAGUGUGUGACGUCUCCCUCAGUUUCAAGGUAAUAUGUCUGUGUGUCUCCUAGUUGCUAAGGCGUACUCUGACCUGACCAUGUUCCAGAAGAAACAUGACGUCAACCCCCUCCGUGGCUUCCUGGUCCCUCUGGUGCAGGUAAGUUACAGCUCUCUCUCUCUCUCUCUCGCUCUCUCUGGUUUAGUCAGUUUAAAUCCAUAACACUAGUAUGUUCUACUGAAACAAUCAAUACAUUGAUGUUUAAAAAAAAUCCAUCUGUAGUAUCUCCUCUGUUUUAUGCGCGUCUUCAUGGCGUGAUAGGAAUCAUACCUCUCUCUGUCUCUACCCCCCUCUCUAUCUCCCUCUCCUCCGUUCCAGACUCCAGUCUUCAUCUCCUUCUUCAUCGCUCUCAGAAAGAUGUCCUACCUCCCUGUCCCCAGUAUGCAGACAGGGGGUUGCUUGUGGUUCUUAGACCUCACAGCAGCAGACCCUUUCUACAUCCUCCCCAUUGCUGUGACCGGGACCAUGUUUGCUAUACUGGAGGUAGGAUAAUGGUGUUGCUUCGUCUACUAGGAAAGCUGAAGUCUUUGCUAGUAGUCAGUUGAUGAUUUUAGAGGCCAGCUGUAUUGACCCUGAAAAAUCAGCUGUCAAAUGGACAAUGAUGACCAUUUUUUUAAAUAAUGUUUUAUUGAAUCAUGCGAGAAUUUGAAUAAUGUUGUCACUGAUUACAUUGGAAUAACAGUAUUGAGCCUAAAUAACACCUACACGUUGUCUGUUUGCCUGUCUUCUCCUCAGUUGGGGGCAGAGUCAGGUGUGGACAACCCUAACCUGAAAGCCAUGAAGACAGUGUUCAGAAUCAUGCCCUUCGUCAUCCUGCCUCUCACCAUUAACUUCCCCACGGUCAGUCUCUCAAUUUCUCUCCCCAUCUCCCUUUCUUUCUCUCGAUCUCUCACUCUGUCUUACUACUCUCUCUUAGUGGUGUUCACGGAUCCACCUGUACCCAAAUACCCGAGAGGGUCCGUAUCCAAUAUUGUAAAUAAUGUCGGAUCCGAUAUGAUUGUCAUAGGUCUCGGGUAAUUUUAACUGACGUGUCCGGAAGGACCCGUACAGAUCCGAGAGAGUCAGUGAGAGAAAGAGAGAGAGAGAUUUAUGCUGCUGCUCUUGCUUUUCAGGAGAGUGGCGUGUGUAGCUUGUUGUUGGCCAAUCAGAAGUCAUCAAAGUGGUAAUAGGCUACAGUCAUAGAGCCUCCAUGUGGGGCAAAGGUUAGGAGAUAUCUAAUCAAUGGAAGAUGGAAUUAAAAUGACGGAAUUAAAAGUUAAAGGAGAAGGAUAGGCUACAACGACCAAGAGACAACAGGUAGGCUGCUACUUAAUAUUCUGAAUGGAAGAGUUGUUGUUUGUAACUGUGUAGGACGAGAAGGCGCAUGCAGCCUCCAUUAGCCUAGCUAGCUAGCUUAACUAGCUUUUCCCGGUUUGAUGCAGUCAAGACAGGUACUACGUAAUUAUAUUUGAUGAUAAAUAACCUAGCUAUGGUAGCUAUUAGUCUACUAUAGCGCGAGUUGGCUUGGUUGCUGUCUCUCCCUCCCUCCUCCCGGUUCCCCAUGUUACUCGCUCACUCACAGUAGCCUACAAACACACGAAGCACGGCCCCUGCCAGAGCGGCACCUCUCUCUACCUCCUCUCCCUUACACUUUAUCAGCUCCAGUUAAUAAAGUAGCUUAGAUAUAGCCUUUUCUGCUGCUACCGGGUCUGGAUCCAACCAGGUCUAUACAGAACGGGUGUAGUUGUCCUUUGGUCUGUUCUGAAUAAUUUAUGCAUACCGGGUCUGGGUGGAAAAGCCCCAGGUCUAUUUCAGAACGGGUCAUUUUGGACCUGUGAAGGCUUGUACUCUUUCUCUCUCCUCUCGCUCUUCCCCGGUCUAGGCCGGGGGAUUACUAUAAAAGCACUUUGUGACAAAUGCAUAUGUAGAAAUGUCAUUGAUUUGAUUGAUUGACAUAUAUGUUCCUCUUCUCUCUGUCCCCCCCGCCCCCAGGCAGUGUUUACGUACUGGAUGACGUCCAACUGCUUCUCCCUGGCCCAGGUGGCCCUGCUCAAACACCCCCUGGUCAGACAGAAGCUGAGGAUCCCAGAGAGGAUCGAACACCCGGCCUCCUCCCUGCCCCAGAACGACGGCUUUAUCAAGACCAUCAAGAAGGGUGGGUGUGGUAGGACUGGUGGGGAUGUGUCAUGGAGUCACCUGUGGAAAUCUUUCUCUGCCUCUCUCUCUUUAUUUUUCUCUCUUUCAUUUAUUUUCACUCUCACUCUGACACACAUUCUCCUCUUUCCCCCUUUUAAAACAUGGUUAUCUGUCCCUCCUAUAGGCUGGAAGAACGCUCAGCUUGCCCAGCAGUUGGAGGAGAGAGAAAGAAGGAUCAAGAACCACCUGGAUAUUGCAUCAAAAGGUAAGGGACACUGGUGCCUUUUUUACCCCACCACAACCCCUUUCUUAGAAUCUAUAUCAUUUUUUACAUUUACUGUAUUUGACUUUAUUCCUAAAUGGAAUGUUUUAACAUCCUCUUUGAUAAAUCUAGAAAUAUGCUUCUGUUUGUCUGUGAAUACUUUAGUGGAUUUCUUUUCAUUUUGCCUAAUAUCUUUCCUCUUCAACUAGGUCCAUUGAGGCAGACCUUCACUCACAACCCUCUACAACAGUCGACACCAUCCAUUACAGCAACAGCAACCAAGUCAGCCAAAGCAAAACAAGCAUCCCCAGCAACCGAUGGUAAGAAGAGGCCAUGGGAGGAGACUAUUGGUUGAAGAAGCGUGAUGGACAGUUUGAAGGGCCAAUGAAUUAUGUGUGCAUAUUUAUUGAGAGAGGGAUUGGUAGACAGGACAUGGGCGCAGAGGGUAUGUCGUUAUAAAUGUAUUCUAAAUAAAGAGCAAACUUCUGUUGCCUUAUAACGUCUGUGUACAUUAUGACAACCUGAAUUCUGAUUUGAAAACAUGAAAUCGUAUUGUUGAUUAUAUCCAUUGGAAUGACUGCAAUGGAAUUGUUACAACCAGAGUUAUAUAUAUAUAUAUAUAUAUAUAUAUAAAAAUUGACCCUUCCCCGUUGUGCGGUUUAUUUCUGAUAGUUUUCAAAACCUAAGACGUUAAAGCAGAUAUGGAAUUUGUUGACACCACAACACAGUA